AAUCCUGCUACAAUACGCACGAGUUCAAAGUUGCAAACAUCCAUGAUGAAACAUCGUAGCUGUGUCGUUAUUGUCAAGAAACUCGUUUAAUUUGAAGAACAGACACACUUCGUCUGAACGGUAACAUGGGGCGAGAGUCGAGACACUACAGGAAGCGCUCCGGGUCUCGGGGGCGGUCGGGCUCUCGAUCCAAGAGUCGCUCUCCAGACAAACGCUCCAAGAAAGAUGAUCGGGACCGCAGCCGCAGGGAGAGAACACGUAGCCGUGACCGCAGGAGGUCGAGGUCCAGAGACCGCAAACGACCGAGGCGGACCAGAAGCAGAGAAAGGAGAAGGUCCAGAAGCAGAGACAGGAGGAGGUCCGGAAGCAGGAGCCGGGCCAGAAGGUCGCGUUCUGGAAGUCCGAGCAAGAGCAGAAGGACAGAGGAAAAGCCACGAAGCAAAGAAAAGGAGCCUGAACCAGUUUCAGAAAAGAAAAAAAACAAGGAGGAGAAAGAAGAUGAAAAGGUUGAGGAUCAAGACUUUGAUCAGAACAAGCUGGAGGAGGAGAUGCGGAAGAGAAAAGAGCGCGUGGAGAAGUGGAGGGAAGAGCAGCGGAAGAAAGCUAUCGAAAACAUCGGCGAUAUAAAGAAAGAAAUUGAGGAGAUGAAGCAGGGGAAGAAGUGGAGCCUGGAGGAUGAUGAUGACGAUGAUGAGGAUGGUCCCACUCCUAUGGACGCAGACGACGACGACGACGAUGAUGACGAUGAUGAAGAUGGAGGCGUGAAGGGAGAGAAGAAAGACUCUGAUGUCAAAGAUGAGGACAAAGGGGAUGAUGACAAGGAAGGAGAGACUCCUGUGGAGAAGAACGAUGAGGAUGAGGUGGAUCCUCUGGACGCCUACAUGGAGGAGGUGAAACAGGAGGUGAAGAAGUUCAACAUGGGAGGCGUGAAAGGUGGCGACAAGAAAGGUGCCACCAUCACCAAAGUAGUGACUGUGGUCAAAACUAAGAAAGGACCCCACACCCACAAGAAAAAGGGCGAGCUGAUGGAAAACGACCAGGACGCCAUGGAGUACUCGUCCGAGGAAGAAGAAGUGGAUCUGCAAACUGCUUUAACAGGCUUCCAGACCAAACAGAGGAAGGUUCUGGAGCCUGUAGACCACAAGAAGAUCCAGUAUGAGCCGUACAGGAAGAACUUCUACGUGGAGGUGCCGGAGCUCGCCAGGAUGACUCCAGAAGACGUGCACUCGUACCGCCUGGAGCUGGAAGGCAUCACUGUGAAAGGGAAGGCCUGUCCCAAACCCAUCAAGACCUGGGUGCAGUGCGGCGUGUCCAUGAAGAUUCUUAAUGCGCUGAAGAAGCACAGCUAUGAGAAGCCCACACCCAUCCAGGCCCAAGCCAUACCUGCCAUCAUGUCCGGUCGGGACCUCAUCGGUAUCGCGAAAACCGGCAGCGGCAAAACGAUCGCCUUCCUUCUGCCCAUGUUCCGACACAUCAUGGACCAGAGACCCCUGGAGGACGCUGAGGGACCCAUCUCUGUCAUCAUGACACCGACCCGUGAGCUGGCCCUGCAGAUCACCAAGGAGUGUAAGAAGUUCUCUAAACCUCUCGGACUUAAUGUGGUGUGCGUCUACGGCGGCACAGGCAUCAGUGAGCAGAUUGCUGAACUGAAGAGAGGGGCAGAGAUCAUUGUGUGCACACCUGGCAGGAUGAUUGACAUGCUGGGAGCCAACAGCGGUCGCGUCACCAACCUGAGGAGAGUCACGUACGUGGUGCUGGACGAGGCGGACAGGAUGUUCGACAUGGGCUUCGAGCCGCAGGUGAUGAGAAUCGUGGACAACGUGCGUCCGGACCGACAGACGGUGAUGUUCUCUGCGACCUUCCCUCGAGCCAUGGAAGCUCUCGCUAGGAGAAUCCUGACCAAGCCCAUUGAGGUCCAGGUGGGAGGGCGCAGCGUGGUCUGCUCCGACGUGGAGCAGCAUGUGCUGGUUAUUGAUGAGGACCAGAAGUUCCUGAAGCUGCUGGAGAUCCUGGGACAUUACCAGGAGAAGGGCUCGGUCAUCAUCUUUGUGGACAAGCAGGAGCACGCUGACGGUCUUCUGAAGGACCUGAUGAAGGCCUCGUACCCCUGCAUGUCUCUGCACGGAGGGAUCGACCAGUACGACAGAGACAGCAUCAUCACCGACUUCAAGAACGGAGCGUGUCGCCUGAUGGUGGCCACCUCAGUGGCAGCCCGCGGACUGGACGUGAAGCAGCUGAUCCUGGUGGUCAACUACAACUGUCCCAACCACUACGAGGACUACGUCCACAGAGCCGGGCGCACGGGGCGAGCCGGAAACAAGGGCUACGCCUACACCUUCAUCACAGACGACCAGGCGCGCUACGCCGGGGACAUCAUCAAGGCCUUGGAGCUGUCCGGCGCUACCGUGCCGACCGAGCUGGAGCAGCUGUGGGGGUCUUUCAAAGACAUGCAGAAGGCGGCUGGGAAGAGCAUCAAGAGCAGCAGCGGCUUCUCUGGGAAAGGCUUCAAGUUUGACGAGACCGAGCACGCGCUGGCCAACGAGAGGAAGAAGCUGCAGAAGGCUGCUCUCGGCCUGCAGGACUCCGACGACGAAGAUGGGACUCUGGACAUUGAAGAUCAAAUUGAGAGCAUGUUCAACUCGAAGAAGAGAGUGAAGGACAUGUCGGACCCGGGUGCGGCUGCGAGCUUCUCAGGCUCGGGCUCCAGCACGUCGUCGUCCUCCGGUGGCCUGGGAGGCCUCGGACCCACGUCGGCUGGAAACAUCCAGAAGCUGGAGUUGGCCAAACGCAUGGCGCUGAGGAUCAACGCUCAGAGGAACCUGGGCUCCGAGGCGCAGGACGUGAUGCAGCAGGCCACCAACGCUGUCCUGCGAGGCCGCACCAUCAUGACACCCUCCGUCUCAGCCAAGACCAUCGCAGAGCAGCUGGCCGAUAAGAUCAACGCCAAGCUCAACUACACACCAGUGGAGAAGCUGGAGGACGACCGGCAGACGACGGAACAGUCCGAGACGGUGAAGAGAUACGAGGAGGAGCUGGAGAUCAACGAGUUCCCACAGACGGCCCGGUGGAAGGUCACGUCCAAGGAAGCUCUGCAGAGGAUCGGGGAGUACUCAGAAGCCGCCAUCACCAUCCGAGGAACCUACUUCCCGCCGGGCAAGGAGCCCAAAGAAGGAGAGCGCAAGAUCUACCUGGCUAUUGAAAGCGCGAGCGAGUUGGCUGUGCAGAAAGCCAAGACGGAGAUCACACGACUCAUCAAGGAAGAGCUCAUCCGACUGCGGAAUUCCUAUCAGCCGACAAACAAAGGAAGGUACAAGGUGUUGUAGAGGACGACGCCUCGCUGGACUCACGCAACAUUUUACUCCCAUUUUUAUCCACCAAGUCCUGUGUGUUGCUCUCAGAUAUGUUGUCUUUUCCUCCAUCAAAUACGUUUUUAUAGCCUUCUGCAGGCAAACUGGUCACCGUCUUUUAUUUUUAUUUUAUUUCCGUGUCAGAACGAUGUACAAUUCCAACCCGUUUAUGAACUCAACAGAUGGUGUUUUUACAUUUCUCCACAAUAAAACACAUGUUGCU
Synchiropus splendidus (mandarinfish) is the source of this 3570-nucleotide messenger RNA. RefSeq names its product DEAD (Asp-Glu-Ala-Asp) box polypeptide 46 (gene ddx46). Bases 126 to 3323 code for a protein of 1065 amino acids. The transcript has 23 exons. Gene Ontology annotation, molecular function: ATP binding; RNA helicase activity; RNA binding. NCBI's taxonomy places the organism in Eukaryota, Metazoa, Chordata, Actinopteri, Syngnathiformes, Callionymidae. The record is from RefSeq and is a predicted model, not a curated record.